Messenger RNA from Macrosiphum euphorbiae (potato aphid), 423 nucleotides. The record is from the annotation of a GenBank genome assembly. Lineage: Eukaryota; Metazoa; Arthropoda; Insecta; Hemiptera; Aphididae.
AUGUCUUCGACCAAAGUCGAAAUAAUCGACGACGACGACUCUGGAAUUAUGUAUACCGAAGAACCAAAAUAUAAACGUAUGCGUACGGAAGACGAUGAGUCCCGCAAAAUGAGUUUAACCAAAAAGUCAUUCAACCCAAACUGGUUGAAGUUUACCAUGUUCAAAGAUUGGCUGAUGCCUCAUAAAUUGCCAGAUAAAGCUGUAUGCAAGGUUUGUCAUUGUGUAUUGGUUGCUGGAAAAAGUGAGCUUGAAAAACAUUUAGCUACACGUAAACAUGAAAGAAACAUGGAAAAAAUCAAUGGUUCUCCUGCUGAACAAGAUGAUAUUGAGACGUAUACAAUAAUUUCAGGUAGAGUAUCCUACUCGAUAAUUGAUAGGAAAUUGUGUAUUCUAAACUGUCCUUCAACGUGCGUAAUGAUAUAA